Molecule: messenger RNA, 3103 nt
Organism: Astrephomene gubernaculifera
Lineage: Eukaryota; Viridiplantae; Chlorophyta; Chlorophyceae; Chlamydomonadales; Astrephomenaceae
Source: the annotation of a GenBank genome assembly
CUAGGGCUGUGUUAUUGCGUGUGCUAGUAUGACCGCUUCCAACUCUGCCUUGGCAAGGACUUUUAUUCAUGACUUCCACACUGCUUCACGCGCAUCCAGCCUUUCUUAACAUUUACUUGUUAGGAAGCCUUCUUCAUUUUAUGCUAUAAUGGGGACACUUAAUAAAGAACUCCAAUGCCUUUUCGAACAUGCCGUGGGCAAGCUUCCUAAAUAUGAUGACGAAGACUCAUGGCGUGAAGCAUGUCGAAAGGCAUUUGGUGCUGUGGCUCGAGCUUCGAAUUGCUGCAGCGCGGCCGGAAUUACAUGGGCGGACCUUUAUAACUAUUUUUCAAAGGAAGUCGAAGGCGGCGCGAGUGCGAAGGCAGUCGAUGCGCUGUUCAAAUCCCUGGAUCGCUCGUGUAACGGCUACGUCUCGCUGCAGGAAUUUACAGAGGUGGUCUUGCAACGGCUCAGCACCAUCCGCGAGGAGAAGGAGCUGGAGGCCCGGCUGGCGGAGCGGGUGCCGCGCAUCCACGUGGUCCCCGGCUCCAACCGCCUGAACUUCCUGGUGGGCACGGAGGCCUUCCGAGUGCAGGUGGUCACCCGUCCCUGGGUUCGCAGCCUGGGUGGGGUGUGGGCGGAGAUGGACUCGGACCGCGACGGCCGGGUGGGCAUCGCCGACCUGCGCCGCUACUUCACACGCACGCAGCCCGGCCUGCUGCCCUUCCUCACCUCCAUCUUCCGGGCCAUCGAGGGCAAGCACCGCACCGGCACCGUCACCUUCCAGCAGUUCCUCAAGGCCCUGUAUCCCGAGGCCUCCGCAGCCGACCUGCGCACCCUGCAGGCCAUGUCAGCGGACCCGGCAUCCAAAGCUGCAGCGGCGGCGGACGCAGCAGCAAACGACAAACUGCUGGCUGAAAUCAAGGGUGUGUUCCUGGUGUUCGAUGACGACCACAGCGGAGAGCUGGACCAGGAGGAGUUCAUCAGCGCAAUGGAGCUGACGGGCCACACCAAGGAAGAAGCGGAAGGCAUGUUCCGCAUCCUCAACACCGACCGCAACGGCAGCGUGUCCUGGGACGGCUUCUGUUCCUGGUACACCAGCAGCUACAGCCGCUUCAUGGAGGACGCUCAGAGGCGCGUGCUGGCGGAGAGCGAGGAGGCGCCGCUCGGCUACUCGUGAGGGGGAGGGGGUGUUGGGGUUGUGGCGGUGCGCAUGCAUGGUGACCCAUGGGUCACUGGGGUGCUGAACGUGGUAAGGGAGUAUCCCCAUAUAUGGCGACUGACCAUACCGUCAGGGCCAAAGGAGGAUGCUGAGGAGGGUGGCAAUACACGUACAUACAUACGGUUGGCUGGGUUGCGAGUGGGUGGCCAGGGUGCCCGAGUGGGUGCGCCCCCUCCUACCUGGCAGCGGUGGGUGGGGGUGAAAUGGUAUCACCUGGGAAAUGCGGUACCUGCGCUCCUGCGCUGAAACUAGGAGAAACUAUACAUGGUUUAACAUGGUUAUGAACGUGAAGAGAAGGAGGAACAAGAUGCAUAUGAAUGAAUGCGCACGGAUGCAGGGUGCACGAAAGGAAACUCCCACCUUUGCGAGCGUUAAUGUGUCAUAGCGGGCUGCGGUUGGGCCUGCCUAGUGCGGGUUUCCCCGAUGAUUACUUUUUGGAUUGCGUGCAAUCACAAUAGACAAGUACCUGUUUGGGCGUGUGACACUGCCGCCGGCGCCAGCAAGUUCUCGGUCGAUCACAUUGCUAGGCGGCGGCGGCAGCGGCAGCACCAUCUGUGGGUUUGGGGGUAAUCUCCUGCAGCUCUUGUAGGAGAGCCAAGUAGGAGCAUUGUACUUAGUUAGGAGCUUUGGCGUGCGGUGGAAGCAGGCGGUUUGGUGGGGUGGAAGCAGGGAUGUGUUUUAUCUUGUUAUGCGUUAUAGAGCCCCAAGCAGGUUCACGGCUGGCAAUAUCAGCGGCUUUUUGGUGGUGGUGGUGGUGGUGGUGGUGGUGGUGGUGGUGGUGGUGGUGGUUAUUAGGAUGCUAAUCGGGAAUAGACGUGAGGAGGAGUUACAGGGUCACCGGUUGAUUGGUUACGGACGUUCAGGUCUCGGGCUGAUCAUGGAGUCGCAUGCAGGCCGCACGGAGCAGAGGGACCACUGGCGUGUUUGGACUUGGCAUGGGAGGGCUGGGGCCGGAGGUGGAGGCGAAUGAGUCGUGUCCAGCGCGGCGAUGCCAGGAGCUGGUGCUCCUCCUUUGAGAGGAAGGAAGAAGGGGCAUUCGGAAAGUAUACACGAAUUGUGUUGAGUAUGGAGAUCAGAUGUUGGGAAGUAUGGAGAUAAGUUGUUGAGAAUGGACAAUGCUUCUUAUGAGUCAAGACAGGAAAUGGGAGUGGUUCUCAGCGCCGAGAGGGCUUUGGGGGUAUACGCAAUGCGGUAAGGCGUGGGGGUAGGUGGUAGGCGAUGGGGGGGCAUGUAACGUACUGGCAGGUGCGUAGUAGAAGGCGGUUAUCGAGUACUCUAGUAUGAAGCCUUGGGGUGAGCGUGCAUGCGUGCGUCCCGGUGUCAUCUAGGCUUCCCUUUCGUGCUGUCCUUGUAUGCUUCCUGCGCAGCCGUUCGUGUUCCAUUCGUACUUUGGCUGAGUGCUGUUAUUUAGCGCCGUGGCUUAGCUAGAUACCUUACGGUCAGCUAGGUGGGACCUGGUGUGAGCGUUUAGCUGAGUGGCCUAGGUCACGUCGUACCCAACAACCGUAUCUAAGGCAGUUGCUUCGAUAGUUGGGUUGAGAGGAAAAUGCAUUCCAGGAUUGGACGUGUGUUAGGAGCCUGAGGGGGCGCAUGGAUAGGCAGAUAGGACCGUAUACAUGUCUAUUGUCAGCAGCGGAAAGGUGCAGACAUUUUGCAACAAGGUGUGGCUUGCUGUGUGUGAAGCAGCAUCCGGCCCGGGCACAUUUGGGGCCCUGUGCUUCUUGGAUAAUUAUCCCAGCGGGGGCGCUCAUGUCUCUGCUGCUGCUGUGCACGUGUAUAUUCUGCUUGAUUGUCCAGGGACCUGUUAUUUGAGCGUGUUCUAUACUCUUGUACAUAAAAUAAAACUCCCGCAUCCAUAGCCAGCGCAUCUGGCCAGUGCCACUCGUGUAAAUAAUUUGCCAC